AUGCUGUACAUCAUGUUAGUUAUAAAAACAAAAGUUUUUAUUUUAGUAUCCAUCAGUCAUAGAUUUCCUGAAUUAGAAACAGACUUCAGAGAGGCAUACCUUUCCUCAGAAGUUAAUUUUUAUUCCACUUUCCUCCACCAGAGUCAUCCAGGAAGCCAUGCCAGGAAGUCCAGAGAACAUUGCCCUGGAAGAGUGCACCCUCUCCCAGUCACGGGACCAGCUGACGCCCCCAAGCCGCACGGAGAGCACCGUGUUCAGCCUGUCGCGCAGCGAGUCCCUCUGGACCAACGAGCCCCCUCGCAGCAAAUGUGAGGUCUACUGGUUCCCCAUUCACCUCAUGUCAACCGGGGGAAGCUUCCUGGCGUGCGGCAUCAUCAUCAGCGGCUUGUACUUCGCCGGCCACUGCAGGAAGGUCACCAACUUGCUGGGACCGGCCCUGCUGUCCAUCGGGCUGAUGGUUUUUGUGGUGGGCGUGGUCCUGAUACCCAUUACUAGGGAGAACAGGAAGCAGUCCACCAUGAAGAAGCCCCUCAGUUACUACAGGCCUCCGAUGUUCAAUCUGUGAUAACGCGAAGGUGUUGGCAUGAAACUUCAUGUUUGGGAGUGAUUCACUUUAACUAAGAGCACGCUGGAUUGAAUGCAGUAUUUUUCAGCAUUGGAGUCACUUUGGGAGAUAUUUAUUAAAAGACUGUGUGGUGACAUUUAUGUUUAUUUCUCUGAUCUGCCAGGAUUGACAACAUUAAAGGAUAUGGCUGGUGAAUUUCUAUAUUUUUCUUUUUGUCAACACAUCCCAGGAGAAGACCAAAACCGUCAGUAAAUUGAUCUGCUGACAAGUAUUGUGUGUAUCUAAAGCUUGAUAUAUUAUAUUAUAUUGAUUAUUAUAUUGUAUUCAUCUGUGCUAUAGAGCAGAGUUGUUGUCCAUUAAAAACACAUUAAUGAGAAUAAGUGAUCGAUCGUGUUAGUUUGUUAAGAAAAGGCUCCGAAGACUAAUAACAUCGAUCACAUUUUCAGUCUCCAGAGAGUAGUUCUAUAAAAGACGGAUACUACUGAGC
Thunnus maccoyii (southern bluefin tuna) is the source of this 1052-nucleotide messenger RNA. RefSeq names its product phosphoinositide-interacting protein-like. The coding region runs from base 158 to 565 and encodes 135 amino acids. The record is from RefSeq and is a predicted model, not a curated record. Gene Ontology annotation, molecular function: transmembrane transporter binding; phosphatidylinositol bisphosphate binding. Gene Ontology annotation, biological process: phosphatidylinositol-mediated signaling; positive regulation of cation channel activity. NCBI's taxonomy places the organism in Eukaryota, Metazoa, Chordata, Actinopteri, Scombriformes, Scombridae. The transcript has a single exon.